AUGCUGAACCAAGCCCUCCGGCGCAUCAGCGCCUCUCCGCCCGCCAGACCAACAGCUCUUCUCUUCCCCGUCCGAUUCAUCUUCCAUCGAGCGCAAAGGAAUCCCUUUCCCUUCAGAAACAACGUUUUCCUCCGGCCGCAAAAGAUUGCUUCACAUACCGCCCGCGCUCCUCAAUCCCGAUCCUAUACCAUCUGGGACAAGUUCCGCGACAAUUUCAACGAAGCUAAAAAGGAUGUCUGGCGCAAACAUCCCUUUGGGAUGCCAGUCAUGCUCGCAUUUGCCGUCGGCUCGGUCUGCUGCUUCUUCUACGUCAUAUACGACCAUAUCACGCAUGUCGAGCCUCAGUACGCACGGUAUCCGCCCGCCGUGGGCGAUAGGCUACGGAAAGCGGUCUAUUAUACCCAGUUCGAUCUGAACCCCGUCCGUGCGCUUCAAUGGUAUAAGCAGGCGCUCAUUGCGGCAGACCAGGUUGGUAUGCAUCCGUUUUCGGAAGAGGUGCUGGCGAUCAGGAUGCAGGUAGGGCGCAUGCUGGAAAAGGCGGGGAUGAUGAAGGCGGCGAUUGAGGUGUCGGAGAAGGUCCAGAAGGACUGUAUCGAGUGGGUAAGGAACGGGAGGCGGAAGCAAAUAAUCAGGGAGAAUGAGCGCGCGGUAAGCGACAAACGGACAGACGAUCCCGCUGCUAUAGAGGCAGAGAGGAUUGAGCUGGAAAAAGAAGUAGCAGAGGAACAGCGCCGUUCCUCUGUGAUGAAACUGGCUGCCGCUUCCUGCGUCAGACUUGCAGAGCUUUACUCGAGCGACCAUGUUCGAGAGACAGACAAAGCCGAACAGGCACUCCUGGCCGCUGUCGACCUAUGCCGCACCGAGGUCCAGUAUCGUCGGGAUAAGAACCUCCCCGUUACCGGGGACGGCGAUUACUACAUCAGUCUCACCCAGGUCGCCAGCGCGUUCAACGAGAUGGCAGACUUUUACACCCAGCGGGGUCGAACCGACCUCUCCACCGCCUUAUACAUGCAGUCCCUCGCUCUUAUCAAAGAAGACGAGCAGGACCGACCGACCAGCUGCGCCCAGGUUGUCCUCCUAAAUAACAUCGCCAGCCAGAUGGCCGAGCAAGCACAGAAUCCAAACCCGCCGCCCACAGCAACAACAUCCGGCUCUCACUUACCUCCCAUCUCGCGCGACCAGUUACUCUACGCAGCGUCGGAAUGGGCCAAGAAGGCUCUGGAUGUGGCCGAUAAAAUCCAGCCGCCCGUCCGCAACGAAGAGUGUGACCAAGGCUGUGUGACAGCGACGUAUAAUCUGGGAGAGAUUGCGGAAAUGCAGGGUCAUUUCAAUGAGGCGAAGAAAUACUAUGCAGAGACUAUAGAAUUAUCGAAAAAGAUACAGUUCUCUGACGGCGCGGACAUGGCGAAUGAGGCUUUGGAGAGGGUCAAAGGUAAAGUAUGA
Molecule: messenger RNA, 1443 nt
Organism: Uncinocarpus reesii 1704
Lineage: Eukaryota; Fungi; Ascomycota; Eurotiomycetes; Onygenales; Onygenaceae
Exons: 1
Coding region: 1-1443 (480 amino acids)
Biological process (GO): protein quality control for misfolded or incompletely synthesized proteins
Cellular component (GO): i-AAA complex
Molecular function (GO): misfolded protein binding
Source: RefSeq, a predicted model, not a curated record